Molecule: messenger RNA, 1239 nt
Organism: Protopolystoma xenopodis
Lineage: Eukaryota; Metazoa; Platyhelminthes; Monogenea; Polystomatidea; Polystomatidae
Source: the annotation of a GenBank genome assembly
AUGAAGAUGACUCCGACCCGACGAGAGCGACGCAAACGAGAUGACUACGCGCCGCGAUUCAUCCACGUCCAGCCGGACGUCAAGGCCUACACAACCGCCAGUCGGGAUGCACUCGGUCGGAUGGAAGGCUACAUCCGCCAGUUGGCCUCCGACCCGAAGCUCUACAUCACACACGAGUUGGGCGAGAAGAUUCAGGCGCUGGCGGACCAGACGGCAAUUCUGAAAAUGGACAACUUUCUGAUGCAGGGCGCCUCCGGCGCCUGGCGCAACCAGUUCCCCAUGCGCCAGUUGGUCACGGAGAAACAGAGCCUGCUAUCCACGGCCGGGAAGCUGGAGGACUCUGACGGUCAGUUGGUGCGCCGCUUCAUCACCAACAUGACGCGCGGCCGGAUCGCCUGUACCUCCGAACAGUGUGCUCGUGAAGAGCUGUCGUCGGGCAAUUCUAGUUGCCAGGGCGUCGGAUGGACCGACUCUGCAGUUCGGUCAGCUCAUGCCUGGGCCAAUCAGGAACUCUCGGGUCUACACUUUGAGCUGGAGCCUCUCGUCGACGUGGCUCGCCAGCGCACCACCCAGUACCUCGACGAAUUGGGCGUCACAGACCGUUACCUUGGCUACCGAGCCAACCUGGGCUAUAGCGGACGUCGGGCGGGCUUGUGCUAUCCCAACCCAGCGGGUCGACGUAUCGUGGAUGACGGCAGGUCUGAUGUGGCGCCACGUUGGCAGAUGCCCAUCGUCUGGGAGCGCGCCAAUCAGGUCGGCACCAGAGGCUACCAGCCGGAGCCGGACUCGGAGCAUGAACUGGAGGGCUGGAGUCGUGGCCGGUCAGAAUCGGCCGGCCAAACGGCCGGGGCUGGUGGGCAAAACGUCGAGUCGGGCGAUCUGUAUCCGUCGAAAUCGGAAUACCAAACCUCUUACAUUCAGCCGUUCCUGCACGACGCAGCAACCAUCCGAAACCCACCGCCCGGAACGCAUCGGCAUCGGCUGGAGCAGCCGGCCGACCUGCGCGGCCGGGGCAACCUGGCCGCUUUCGACUCGUCGAUGGUGCACUCGAAGGGCUAUCCAAUCAACCCGAAGCCCAACUUUCUGAGCCACAUGCGCGAGCCCUCCAAUCAAGCCUCCACCGCUGCCAUGGCUUCUUUCGCCAACGCCAAGUCGGAGAUGAAGGAUAGCUAUUCAUGGUCGGAGAUGAAGAAAAAAGGAAAAGGCGAGCUAUCAGCGCCACUUAGUGCUCACGUCUGA